Prorocentrum cordatum is the source of this 4493-nucleotide messenger RNA. The record is from the annotation of a GenBank genome assembly. Lineage: Eukaryota; Dinophyceae; Prorocentrales; Prorocentraceae.
AUGCCGCCCCUGUGGUUCGCAAGCGCCGACGGCGGCGUCUCCCUCAAGGACUGCAUCCCGAAGGUCAGCCAGAUCCUCGAGGUCGAGGCGCACGGCGACUCGCUGAACCCACAGGGUCACUUCCUGGGGCAGGUCGACGACGUCAACCACCAGGACGACCAGUACUGGGUCAACCUCAACGUCUUCGCGGUCGAGCACUGGUUUUUCAGCCCGAAGGGGUACCAGAACCCAGGCUGGUACCACUUGUGCCAGGUCCCCCUCAGCCGCUGCAAGGAGAGGCGGCCGAAUGGGGACGGGGGCGAGAAGACGCUGCAUGCGGCUCGCUGGAGGACGGUUUCAAUCGACGACCUUCGCGACAAGAAGGUUGGCUGGGCGGCCAAGGGAACCGCCAAGAUCAAGGUCGAGCAUUUCCUCGCCGCCCAGACCAGCGAGGCCCCUCCGCAGCAGCACGUGGACGGCCAGGGCAGCCAGAGCGCGCGCCUCAUCGAGGGGGCCGGCGAUCCUGCGCCUCGCGACGGGAGGCUUCGGCAAGACCCGCGCGAUCUAGCCCGAGAUUUGGACGAGGGCGCAGGCGAAGCUGCCGUUUCAGCAGACCGCCGGAGAGCCAAGAGGGGCAGGGAGGGGGAGAGGAAGGAAGGAAGAGCAGAGGGGAAGGCCAGGAAAGCCAAGCCCUUCGAAAGCGCCCUGGCCCGGCUCCGGCCAGCCGCAGACGCCGCUGCCGGGGCGGGAGGGGCUGGUCCUUCGAAGGGCACCCCUCCUGAGAGAGCCGAGGCUUCGCGGUCAAAGGGACGCGGCCGCAAGAAGAAGAAGAAGAAGAAGAAGAAGAAGCAGGAGCCGCAGGCGAAGGCGUCGUUCUACGAGCCCUUCUUGCGGGAGCAGUUCCAGUUCAAGCGAAUCCGGCCGCUGGCCCACGCCAGGGACCACCCGGGUUAUCUCGCCGCCCGGGCCCUCCAGAAGAUGGAGGCUCAGGUCACGAAGGACGGCGGGGCGACCUCCGACGACGAUCCAGCGAGGACGCCAGCAGUGGCGCAGGCGUACUACUUGAGGGUGCUCAAGACGACCUACCCCAACAUACCGCUCCGCACGGCCCGCGAGCUCAAGACGCUGUGCGUGCUCGCCGAUCGCCUUGCUGCGCGGCGCCCGGCUCAGGCCGCAGACAUAGCCCUUCAGCGUAUCAUGGCGUGCGAGAAGAGCCUCUCGGAGGGGGGGCCCUGGGACCGGGCCCAGUUUUGCGAGCUGGUGGAGCCCGACGGCGCCACGCUCAUGGACCAGGACUUGGAGUGCAUCGCGACGAAAGAGGCCGAUCUCCAGCGGCGGCAAAGCCUGCUUGCAUUGCCGCCGUGCCCGGCGGCCUCCCUUGAGCCGGCGGCGGAGGCCUGCCCGGCGGACCUGGCCAGCGCUCUUCCCGACGUUGCGGCGCAGCUCAGCGAUUGGCAGGCGGCUUUCGCUGCGGACCUCCGGGAGCGCCGCUCCACAGGGGUGGGGUUGACGAGGUUGCGCGGGAGAUUGCUCGCAUUGCCUUCGGCAUUUGGCCGCUUCCAUCGUGAGUCGAAGCUCGCGGCAGGCCGUUUCCUUUCGGACACCCCGUCCAGUUCCGUCUCCCGUGACCUCUUCCCGAUUCCGCUGGGCGCAGCUCUCGCUCGAGCUCUCCGUGGAUGCGUGGCCCCUGCUCCCCAUGAGCGUCAGGGCGCCGAGUCAGUUGUCGUUGAGCUGAUGGCGUCGGGGUUGAACUUCAUUGCCCUCGCCGGCUGGGAGGCGAGGCCUAUCCCGGCAGACUUUGGAAACGAGCUCACAAAGGGCCAGGAGGCCGUGGUCAGGCACCACCACAGGUCAGCGCAGCAGUUCUUGGAGUGGGGCACCGGGGAGGUCAGCUUCGAGGCGGCGAUGGACGAGCUCAUGCACUGCCGGGUUGACUACAGCGGUGCCGUGGUGUCGAAGCGCAGGCAGCUCACCGCGGAGGAGGUGCUUGUUGCGUGGCCGGCCCCGGGGAAAGCUGCGAUCGCCCCGGUUGUCGCAGUGCUCCAGGGGGAGCUAUUGGAGGACGUGCUCAACCCCUUCCGGUGCCUCCGUCCCCGCGAGGAGUGGCCGGACGAGCCCCCUCGCUCCAGGGUGCACGUUUCGGAUUCCGAAUGGUACCUUAUAUGCCGGGAGGCUCUGGAUCGCGGCAUCUUCGUGGAGUGCCCUGAAUCCGAAAUCUUCCGCGACCAGGGGAGUGGAAUGGUGCUCAAUGGCGCGAUGGGCGUGGACAAAUAUAAGGGCAACGGCCCUGGCGCCCAGCACCUGCUGCGCUUCAUCUCCAUUCUGUGCCCUGCGAACGCUUACCUCCGGAGGCCCCGUGGUGCCAGCGAUGCGCCCCCUUACUUUGGUCAGAUGACGCACGUCGACCUGGCCGAGGACGAGUACCUCAUCGACGACGGGCAGGACCAGGAGGGGUGCUUCAACAUCUUUUACCUCCCUCCGGCUUGGCGAGGCUUCUUUUGCUUCGAAAAGCGGGUUCCCCGCUCCGUGAUGGGCGGGGACCCCAACUCCAUGAUGUACGUGAGCAUCGCCACGGUUCCCAUGGGCUGGGCGGGGGCCGUCGACCUUAUGCAGGUGGUGAUUCGCAAGCUCGUUUUCGAGGAGGCCGAGAUUUCACCGUCGACGGAGUUCCGCAAGGAUCUCCCGCUGCCGCAGGGGCCCGCGCACUCGCUGGCAUGCCUUGACGGGUUCGACUUCCUUCAGAAGGUCAACAGACAGGCGUGCGAGGCCCGCGAGCUCGACGAGUCCCUGGAGGCGAAGAGGUUCGCGAGAGUGCGCGAGAGGUGGGACAUUCCGCUGAACGAGGGAAAGCGCCUCACCCAGUGCCUACGAGCCGGUGCGCUGGGCGGCGCUUUCCUCGGCGACCGAGAUUGGCUUUCCCUCCAAGGGGAGAAGAUGCACAAGACGACCCAGAAAGGGUUGGCAUUUGCCGCGCUGCUCUCGUGGACUGCUGGUGCCCUGGGCCAUUUCGUGGGGGCGGCGUGCUUUGCGGGUCAGUUCUGGCGGCCGUUGUUCAGCAUCUUGCAGGAGGUCUUCUUCGAAUUUCGUGCUCUGGAAGGCGGCCGGAAAGCUCCCGACCUGGAGGCGUUCGACGAGGUCUUGCUGUUCACCAUCCUCCUCCCGCUGGCGUACUCCAACCUGCGAGCGCCUAUGCGUCGUAGGUUGAGCUGCGCGGAUGCCUCGGAAGAGGGUGGUGCAGCCUGCGAGGCGUCUGCGCUCCUCGAGGCGAUGGACCCCAGGCGCAGCCAUAUGGUGGAGAGCCAUUAUGCAGGCCUGGCGGAAGAGUCCGCGUGGCCAGUCUUAGGCCGAGGUGCUUGCGGGAAUUGCCAGGGUCCUUUGAGUGGAGGCUCAGCUGAGCAGGCGCCAUGCCCUGCCUUGUGUGGCGUCGUGCUCUGUUCGGUCGAGUGCGUUGUCGCUCAUCGCCGAGGCCCGGGCUGUCGUCGCGGUGAUCUUCGGCUCCCAGCGUUCGCCGAAUGUUGCUCCGGUUCCCACGGUAAGCUGGCCUGGGCGGUGGCUCGGGCCGGCGCCGAGAUUUCGGCGCCGCUGGGCGGGCAGCUGCGCCCGUUCGCCGACGCGCAGGCGCUGGGCCACGGGAACUUCAUCUGCGACGAGUGCAACCACGAGUCCGUCGCUUGGGAGCAUUGGGCACCAGAGGCGUGGUCUUUCAGGCGCGCUCCACAACCAGUCCGGGACCACAGGCAUCUUUGGGGGCCCAGGGGCUUGGAGGGCCAGGUGAAGAAGCAGGUCGAUGCCUUCAACAAGAUGGCCAUGCUGGCGCUCCGCCGGGUGGAGUGGCGGCUGAAGAACUACGGCUUUGGGGUAUUGGCGCACCCAGUCGACAGCUGGUUACGGGAGCUGCCGCUGAGCAGGAGGCUGUUCCGCUACCCCGGGGUGUGCUUCACCGUGCUCUGGCCGCACGGUCGCGGCGGAAGCCGGGCGGAGGGGAUGGCCCUCCUCCACAAUUCCCCGGCGCUUCACUCCGCGCUCCACCGCCCAGCCAUGGAGCACGAGGCUGUGCGACCCAGCAUCGGGGCCGGCACCUUCAUGGAUCUUGCGCACCCCGAGGGCAUGUGCCGUGUCUACGCGGAGGUGAUGUUGAAGGAGUUGAAGGAGUUCGAGGCGACCCGCCCCCUGGCGGCACCAAGCGAAAGGGCUGUCUGGAUCCGUUGCGAGCUCAGUCUUGCAACGCAGCGGCUGUCACAGGGAAGCGCACGUCUUUUGGCUGUCCAGCGCAUUUUGGCGAUGACGGCUACCAUGGAGCCCGGGCGCGAGGCAAAGCACUUGGCAUCGUUGCUCCAGCUGGUCGACUAUCGCGGCGCUGACGUCCGUCUGGAUACCGGCUACUCCACCGAGGGCCGCCAGGGCCUUCCGCAUCCAGCUUUUUGUUGGCGCUGGGAGACCACGCGGGCAUAUAAGUGGGUCGCCCCGCAGCACAUCAACGUUUUAGAGUUCGUGGCAGUGCUGAACUACUUCAG